Molecule: messenger RNA, 345 nt
Organism: Knipowitschia caucasica
Lineage: Eukaryota; Metazoa; Chordata; Actinopteri; Gobiiformes; Gobiidae
Source: the annotation of a GenBank genome assembly
AUGCCACUACUGCCAGAGCGCCACGCACAUGGUGGCCCAGUGUCCGCACAAGGCUUUAGCGCCCCCCUCAGGAUGUGCGGAGGCGCAGCACCUGGGCGCUCCAGAGGAGGAGGAGGGCUCGGGCUCCUCCCCCCGCGACGCCUCCUCUUCGUCCCCAGAGGAGGCCCCUGCGGCGAGGGCCCUGCGCUCACGACGCUGGAGGAAGUGCUGAAGAAGAACCAACGUCUGCAACAAGCAUCAUCUACCUCGCCCAAGCCACGGGAGGAUCGGGGGGACCGCGACACCGGGGGGACCGCGACACACCGCGACACCGGGGGGACCGCGACACCGCACCUCAGAACCUAA